Molecule: messenger RNA, 2806 nt
Organism: Austrofundulus limnaeus
Lineage: Eukaryota; Metazoa; Chordata; Actinopteri; Cyprinodontiformes; Rivulidae
Gene: zmpste24
Product: zinc metallopeptidase, STE24 homolog
Exons: 9
Coding region: 295-1698 (467 amino acids)
Biological process (GO): CAAX-box protein processing
Molecular function (GO): metalloendopeptidase activity
Source: RefSeq, a predicted model, not a curated record
GGGGUCGUAGUUGUUCGACACGCUUCCCCGACAGGCUUGCGCGUUGCUCAUAUGAAUGGAAUGAUAUUGGAUGUAAAAGCCUUUGACUUGGCAAUGAAAACCGUAUGCACAUAGUUCGGUUUUAGUCAGUUUUUUUCUCGGUUUAGCGCCGGUGCAGUUCUUUCGAUAAGUAAAGUGAAAAAGUGUUUGUGUGGGACUUGUGCGGAAGCUUGUGUAGCCGCUAUUCGUUAGCCGAGAGUCGGCCUGUUGCUAACGGCUCGAGUCAGAGCUGCUCAGGAAAAACCCAGAGAGAAGAUGUUAGGAAUGAUGUUGGACCUGCCGGUGGAAAAACAGAUAUUUUAUGCUGUUUUGGGAUUCUCGUGGACAGUGUAUCUAUGGGAGGCAUACCUGUCCUACAGACAAAGGAGGAUUUACAGAUCAACCACACAUGUACCAGAGGAGCUCGGCAAGAUCAUGGAUCCCGAAACUUUUGAGAAGUCGCGCCUUUAUCAGCUAGAUAAAAGCAACUUUAGCUUUUGGUCUGGACUUUAUUCUGAGACUGAAGGGACGCUGAUCCUGCUGCUGGGCGGAAUCCCUUUUCUGUGGGAUGUCGCCGGUUCUGUGACGGUUCGCUUUGGGUUCACUGCAGAAUAUGAGAUCAUCCAGUCCUUGGUGUUUCUCACUCUCGCCACUCUGUUCAGCGCUUUAACUGGACUUCCCUGGAGUUUAUACAACACGUUUGUGAUUGAGGAGAAGCACGGCUUUAACCAGCAGACGUUGGGGUUCUUCUUCAAAGAUGCAGUGAAGAAGUUUGUUGUGACUCAGUGUAUCCUGCUGCCUGUGACCUCGCUGCUCCUGUACAUCAUCAAGAUCGGUGGAGACUACUUCUUCAUCUACGCUUGGCUUUUUACCCUGGCUGUUUCUCUGGUACUUGUAACCAUCUAUGCUGAUUACAUUGCACCCCUAUUUGACAAGUUCACCCCAUUACCGGAAGGAGAGUUAAAAUCUGCGAUUGAAGCUAUGGCCAAAAGUUUAAGCUUCCCUCUCACCAAGAUCUAUGUAGUUGAAGGUUCCAAGCGAUCGUCACACAGCAAUGCAUACUUCUACGGUUUCUUCAAGAACAAACGCAUCGUGCUGUUUGACACUUUGCUGGAAGACUACUCGCCUCUCAACAAACCUGGAGAACCACAGUCUGAGCAGUCAGAGAAUGACGAGACAUCCAGCGAGUCCAAAGCCAAGCCCAAGAACAAGAAACAAGGAUGCAACAACCCAGAGAUCCUUGCUGUUUUGGGUCAUGAGCUUGGCCACUGGAAGCUGGGUCAUACUGUCAAGAAUAUUGUCAUCAGUCAGAUGAAUUCCUUCCUGUGUUUCUCCCUCUUUGCUGUUCUGAUUGGGCGAAAGGAACUGUUUGUGGCUUUCGGGUUUAUUGACAGCCAGCCCACGUUAAUAGGCUUGAUGAUUAUCUUCCAGUUCAUCUUUUCUCCUUACAAUGAGCUUCUGUCUUUCUGUCUGACAGUCCUGAGUCGCAGGUUUGAGUUCCAGGCAGAUGCCUUUGCACGCAACAUGGGCAAAGCCUCGGAGCUGUGCUCUGCCCUCAUCAAGCUCAACAAGGACAACUUGGGCUUCCCUGUUGCAGAUUGGGUGUUCUCCAUGUGGCACUAUUCCCACCCUCCUCUUCUCGAGCGACUCAGGGCGCUGYGCAACGCCAAGCAAGACUGACGGGGCUGGUAGGGGGAGCGGGCGAUCGCUGCCUCCUCAGAAUGGCCCCCACAGACCCAUCCUGGCCCUGGUCUUUUUCUUCCCAUCUGUAUCUCACCAUUUAGUUUUAUAUCAUUUUAGCUUUUUAUUUCACUUCCCAAAGUUUUCCAUUUUGUCCCGUUGGAUUCUUUGUUUUAAACAAAAUGAAAUCAUAUUGACACGAAGCAGCCUAAAACAAUAUACCCUUCACUCUCUUUCUGUAGAAACACAAGUUAUGCACUUGUUGUGAGCAAUACAUCUGGACAAUGGUUUUCAUUAAUUUUAUGACAUUAUUGUCAGAGUACAAUUCUGAUUAUUUUGACUUUAUAUUGUUUUGGACAGUAUUAAUAAAUCUUAUUAAUUUAAGUCAAAAGGAAAAAAUAUAUAUGUAUUCCAAAUCUUUUCUAGGCUUUACUAAAGAAUAAUUUAUUGUGCUGCAGACCUGGCAUCCGACUGAUAGUAAAACUCACAAAUGUUAUAGAUUUAGCAUAAAGAAUCUAUUUCACAUGUACUCCUUGUUCAAAAUCAAGUCUUUUUUUUUCAGAGGAGCGAUGUAGAUACUUGGCUACCAUGACAAAAUACGAGUGCCUCUUAAUUCUCUUUUGUUUCUGAUAGUGGACACGUUGUGAACAGAUGCAGUUAAGAAAGUUUUAUUUGAGGUUAAAUUACACUUUCGGUUUUUAUUUUCUACUCAAAAGUGAGGAAGUGAUAUUUUAUUUUAAUUUCCAAAGCAUUUGCUCACGUCUAGGGUACAACCAGAUGUGUAUAUAUGUAACUUUAGUGAUUAGAGUUAGAACAUCUGAUGUAAAUUGUAAAAAAAAAAAACCGAAAGUUGAAUGUGAUUUGAAAUUUUAAGUUGAUAAAAUGUUGAUUUUCUUGUCUUGGAUGCAUGGUGAGCGAAUUAUUAAUGGGGGAAAUGAGAAAGAGGGUUUACAAGUUUUGUUUUGCUUUUUCAGCAGGUGAGCCAGAGUUGGGUUUGUUAAAAGAGGGGAUUGUAUGUUGUUGGCUUUUUUUUUUCGUUGUUGCAUUGAAUAAAAUUCUGAAAWACAUUUAUCUUAUUCUGUUGACUUUAUUAAAAUAUGAAACUGAA